Gavia stellata (red-throated loon) is the source of this 2127-nucleotide messenger RNA. RefSeq names its product leucine rich repeat neuronal 3 (gene LRRN3). The record is from RefSeq and is a predicted model, not a curated record. The transcript has a single exon. NCBI's taxonomy places the organism in Eukaryota, Metazoa, Chordata, Aves, Gaviiformes, Gaviidae. Gene Ontology annotation, molecular function: protein binding. The coding region runs from base 1 to 2127 and encodes 708 amino acids.
AUGAAGGACAUGCAACUCAAAAUUAAUUUUCUACUUGGCCUAGUUAUCACUGCACUAGUACAAGCUGUAGAAAAAAAAGCAGACUGCCCAGAGUCAUGUAUAUGUGAGAUCAGACCAUGGUUCACCCCCAGGUCUGUGUAUAUGGAGGCUCCAACAGUGGACUGUAAUGAUUUAGGCCUUUUUAAUUUUCCAGCUAGACUGCCUGCUGACACACAGGUUCUACUUCUACAGACUAAUAAUAUUGCAAAAAUUGAACAUUCAGUAGACUUCCCAGUGAAUUUAACUGGUCUAGAUUUAUCUCAGAACAAUUUAUCCUCAGUGACCAGUAUUAAUCUUAGAAAGAUACCACAGUUGCUUUCAGUGUACCUUGAAGAAAACAAACUUAUUGAACUCCCUGAAGAAUGUCUCUCUGGACUCCACAGUUUACAAGAGCUUUAUGUUAAUCAUAACCUGCUUUCUGUGAUUGCACCGGGAGCUUUCAUAGGCCUCAAUAAUCUUCUCAGACUUCACCUCAAUUCAAAUGGUCUGCAAAUGAUCAACAGGAAGUGGUUUGAAGCUACUCCUAAUCUUGAAAUUCUCAUGAUUGGAGAAAACCCAAUAAUCAGAAUCGAAGAUAUGAACUUUAAGCCGCUUAUCAAUCUGCGCAGCCUAGUUUUAGCAGGCAUAAAUCUCACAGAAAUACCAGAUAAUGCUUUGGUUGGCCUUGACAAUUUAGAAAGCAUCUCCCUUUAUGACAACAGAUUUGUUAGAGUGCCCCACAUUGCUCUUCAAAAGGCUACAAAUCUUAAAUUUCUGGAUCUAAAUAAGAAUCCCAUUAACAGAAUACGAAGAGGAGAUUUUAGCAAUAUGCUGCACCUGAAAGAGUUAGGAAUUAAUAACAUGCCUGAACUGAUUUCUAUAGAUAGUCUUGCUGUUGAUAAUCUGCCAGAUUUAAGAAAAAUAGAAGCUACCAAUAACCCCAGAUUGUCAUACAUUCAUCCAAAUGCAUUCUACAGACUUCCCAAGCUGGAAUCACUCAUGCUCAACAGCAACGCGCUGAGUGCCCUGUACCGCAGUACAAUAGAAUCCUUGCCUAACCUCAAAGAAGUUAGUAUACACAGCAAUCCCAUUAGAUGUGAUUGUGUCAUCCGCUGGAUUAACAUGAAUAAAACCAACAUUCGCUUCAUGGAGCCGGAGUCCCUGUUUUGUGUAGACCCGCCUGAAUUCCAAGGCCAGAAUGUGAGACAGAUACACUUCCGGGAAAUGAUGGAAAUCUGUCUCCCCCUGAUUGCUCCUGAAAGUUUUCCAUCUACUCUGGAUUUAAAAACUGGCAGCCAUAUUUCCUUACACUGCAGAGCAACAGCAGAACCAGAACCUGAAAUCUACUGGAUAACACCAUCAGGACACAAACUUUUGCCUAAUACUAUUUCUAAUAAAUACUACAUUCAUUCUGAAGGAACAUUAGACAUAAGUGAUGUAACACAAAAAGAAAGUGGCUUAUACACAUGCAUAGCAACAAAUUUAGUUGGGGCAGACCUGAAGUCAGUCAUGAUUAAAGUAGACGGCUCUUUCCCUCAGGACAGCAAUGGAUCUUUGAAUAUUAAAAUAAAAGAUAUAAAAUCUAAUUCUGUUUUGGUUUCAUGGAAAGCAAGUUCUAAAAUUCUGAAGUCCAGUGUUAGAUGGACAGCCUUUCUGAAAGCUGAAAACUCUCAGGCUGCACAGAGCGCUCGAAUACCAUCUGAUAUAAAGGUAUACAAUCUUACACAUCUAAAUCCAUCAACUGAAUACAAAAUUUGUAUAGAUAUUCCUACUAUCUAUUCACAAGACAAGAAACAAUGUGUCAACGUAACCACAAAAGGACUGGACUUGGCAGUGAAAGGCUAUGAAAAGAACAACAUAAUGGGAUUCCUUGCCUGUUUUGGUGCUCUUCUGGGAAUCACCUCUGUGAUAUAUCUCUACAACUGCAUCUCACGAGGGAUGAACUAUGAUGUUGGACACAGCUAUCUAAAGAAUUACCUGAAGAAACAAUCCUUUUCACUCAAUGAGUUUUAUCCUCCUCUAAUCAGUCUUUGGGACAUGGGCAAAGAAAAAAGCACACAAAUGGAAGUAAAAGCAACUGUAAUAGGUGUACCAACCAAUAUGUCAUAA